Labrus bergylta (ballan wrasse) is the source of this 1450-nucleotide messenger RNA. RefSeq lists its product as uncharacterized. The record is from RefSeq and is a predicted model, not a curated record. Lineage: Eukaryota; Metazoa; Chordata; Actinopteri; Labriformes; Labridae. Gene Ontology annotation, molecular function: GTP binding.
AGAAAGGCAGCUGAAAAAACACUAGUGGGCUGAAAUCACGAGAAAACUGUUGAGUCAUUUAUAGCGGGGCGCCAGGAGGUCCGCGGGCCCCAGUUUGAGAAGCCCUGGAGUCGGUGAAGUUGAGUCCGUUGUCAGCUGUGAGUCAGCCUGCAGGAACCAGGAAGUGCGUUCAUCCCCGAUUUUAUCACUAAAUACGGCGGUGAACGGGAGCAGAAAUGUGUGCAGCUGCUUCACAGCCAGAGCUGAGGCUGGUGGUGCUGGGUCGGACGGGGGCAGGAAAGAGACCCGCAGUCAGCGCCAUCCUGGGCCUGCAAGACGGAGAGCAGGGCACAGAGCCCAGCGCCAUCCUGGGCCUGCAAGACGGAGAGCAGGGCACAGAGUCUGACGUCAUCCCGGAGUGCAGCAAACACAGAGGAGAGGCUGCAGGCAGACAGGUGGUGGUGGUCUCCUGUCCCGCCUGGUUCGGCUCAGACUGCGACCCCAAAGACAGAAGACGUCACAUUUCCUCCUUCAUCUCCUUAUCGGCUCCUGGACCGCACGCCUUCCUGCUCUGCGUCCCCGUCAACCAGCCGGCCGACGAAGAGGCCAAAGCUCUGGACGUCCUGGAGGAGCUGCUCGGCCCGGCCGCCGUCAGCACCAACACCAUCGUGCUCUUCAGCCACACCGAGGAGCUGGAGGAGGACGAGCGGCUGGAGGAGUACCUGGUCACGUGGAGGAAGGACCUCCGCGAGCUGGCGAGGCGAUGCGGAGACCGAUACCACACGCUGGAGACCCGCGGAGGAGACGGCGAGGAGAGGAGGGCGGUGGAGGAGCUGCUGGAGAAGGUGGAGGAGGGCGGGGCGACACACUUCACCUGCCGUCUGUACGAGGAGGCGGAGGAGAAGGUGAGGGAGAAACAGGCGGAGCUGGUGAGGAAGAGGAGAGGAGAGGAUGGGCGGGCGUCUCCUACACAGGAAAACACCACAGAAGAAGAAAUGGAAGCGGUCCGAGACGAGGCGGAGAGGAGCGUGGAGGACUUGGACGUGGAUGUGGAGAGUGUUUUCCCCUCCCUCAGCGUCUCCCCCUCCUCCCCCUCUCAGUCCUUCCUCUGGGUUUGGUGGGAGAAGCUGAUGGGAUGGGUGAGGCGGCUGCCCAAACUGGUGAGACGGGAGGCCCUGCUGGGGGCGCUGGUCGGCCUGUUUGUCGGGGGGCCGUUCGGAGGGAUAAUGGGCGCCACUGUGGGGUCGGUGGCGACUGAAGUGGGGAGAAGAAAGACAAAGAAAACCAAAUAAGAGUUUAUUAUAUUCAUGUAUUAAGAUGCACCUUUGAGUCGCUUCACUGUGUUAUUGAGAAAUAGAGAAAAACCAGAUGAAGUAUUUUCGUAGGCCAACCAGGAAGUAGCAUCGCCAUGGCGUCUAACAAGAAUUCUCCUCUGGGAUGUUUUCAUGGAUUUUGGAUCAUUAAUAAAUAA